Coturnix japonica (Japanese quail) is the source of this 791-nucleotide messenger RNA. It is a transcript of the gene PPIH, whose product is annotated as peptidylprolyl isomerase H. Gene Ontology annotation, molecular function: peptidyl-prolyl cis-trans isomerase activity; cyclosporin A binding. The record is from RefSeq and is a predicted model, not a curated record. Lineage: Eukaryota; Metazoa; Chordata; Aves; Galliformes; Phasianidae. Gene Ontology annotation, biological process: protein folding; protein peptidyl-prolyl isomerization. Gene Ontology annotation, cellular component: intracellular membrane-bounded organelle; cytoplasm.
UCCGCUCGUCAGAGCGUGCGUAGCCCCGCCUCUUUUGCCCCACUUCCGCUUCCGGUUGAGGCCACCAUCAUGGCGGUGCUGGCGGCCAACCCCAACAACCCGGUGGUGUUCUUCGACGUCACCAUCGGCGGGCAGGAGGUUGGCCGCAUGAAGAUCGAGCUGUUCGCUGACGUGGUGCCCAAAACCGCAGAGAACUUCAGGCAGUUUUGUACCGGUGAAUUCAGGAAAGAUGGCGUCCCCAUAGGUUAUAAAGGAAGCACAUUCCACAGGGUAAUAAAGGAUUUCAUGAUCCAAGGAGGUGACUUUGUAAACGGAGAUGGCACUGGAGUAGCCAGUAUAUACAGGGGUCCUUUUGCAGAUGAAAACUUCAAGCUGAAGCACUCUGCUCCUGGCCUGCUUUCUAUGGCAAACAGUGGUCCAAGUACUAAUGGGUGUCAGUUCUUCAUUACGUGCUCCAAGUGUGACUGGUUGGAUGGAAAACAUGUUGUGUUCGGUAAAAUUGUUGAUGGGCUGUUGGUAAUGAGAAAAAUCGAAAACGUGCCCACAGGACCCAAUAACAAACCCAAGCUGCCGGUUGUGAUCUCUCAGUGCGGGGAGAUGUAAAUCAAUGGAGCAGGAAUGGGUGCUCCGUUAUGGGUGGACAGGCCUUUCCCAGCUCCACGCAGCUCCAGCCAGUAUCCCCACUGUCCCGGUCCUCCUCACAGAUGUGCUCCUGAAAUAACUAAAUAAUUGGAAUAUAUCUUCUUUUUUUUUUAAAGUAUUGAAAUGUAAAUAAAGGAUUUUGUUUAAUA